AUGGAAAUCAAGGACAGACACCUUCAACCCGUGCGGCUAUCUGUGAUCGGAAACAAGAAGCUAUGGGCAGGUUAGUGUAAUUGGGUGAGUAGUUUUAACUAACCCACGAACACAAACUAUUCAGUGGGGCCGAAACUGAUAAGCGAAGCGAAAGUUUAGAAAUCGUGUGAUAAGCGAUAGCGCGUGGAAUUUCGUGUUACUUCAACAGACAAACAAAUUACAAUAUUUCUAACUUUUACAGUUCAUCUCUUGCUUACUCUUCUCUGACCAAAAUAACCGAUUACAGUAAUUAGUAAUCUGUCACGAGUCAAAAGGGACUGUAGUUUACCAUAUUCCGUUGAUAAUCAUGUACCUUAAUGAGACGUUAAGAAGUUAACUCAAGUUUUGCCGCUGUCAUUUAUAUGUCGAUUUUUAUUCCUGCUAAGAAUUCGGCGAUCACUGAAGGUAAACGGUAUUACAUAGGGUACAGCGAUGGUGUUCACCAUACGCUGUCGAAACUAAACCUACGAAUUAAGACAUAAAUCGCGAUAUAAUUCAUAUAGUUUUUAAAUAAUCUGUCUCCUAAGCGUUUCUCUUUAAAAACUUCAGAAACUGGCGAAAUUUUUAUUCUAAAUAAUCAAUAACAACUAGAAAAGCUUGCUUAAAUUUCAAAUUGGCCAAAAGAGCGUCGAUCGAAUUUUAAUUGAAUCUUAACGGCGCUGUUUCAACAGGUUGAUUGCCAUUGUUAUCUAUAUUUCAUUCUUGUCAAUUCCAUACAAAACACCGUGAAUUUCAACUGUCCCACAGUAGAAAAAGAGGAUAGUGGAAAAAAUAGAGAAUCUUUGGACCUUAUCAUCUCUUGACUGUAUACCAGAAAAAAAGAGAAUGAAUCGAAUUCAUGACGAAACAAUAUCGUUUAUCUUAACGACUUUUAGAGGACGGUUUGAGCUGGUAAAAGUAAACAUAAAACAAUAACUUUUGAUGGUCUGUCUUAUCACGACAAUCUGAUGUGCGAUUAAACUGGUCCGCUGAAUUCAGCGUGCCACAAAAAAUAAAACGCGGUAAACGGACCACCCCGCCAACUUUUCGCGUGCCUUUUUCUUUCGCGUCUUCCCCCACUAUCUGAGAGCCUGGAACAGGCUACACGACUAUCUGAUAUGCUAUUAAACUGCUGCGUGCCGCUAAAAAGCCGUAAACGGAGAGCGCAGGGAAACAUGGAACUGAUAUGAAAUGCGAAAGUCCCUCAGUCACAGUGAUAUGAGCAUCUCCGCGUUUUGGGCAUCCGCUUUCCCAAAACUCUAGUGAUAUGGGCAUCCCUCGUAUUACCUCAGCUAUUUGGGUUAGGGUUAGGAUUACGGUUACAGGGGAUGCCCAUAUCACUAGGGUUUUGGGAAUGGGGAUGCCCACAUCAAUGCAACACCCCCUAGUGCGCAUGGUGCCAACCUCGGUCCUUGGGUCUCUCCUACUCAUCCUUGCGCAGGGAGAGAGAGGGAGAGAGGCUGCACAGGCCACGGGUGGGAGAGAACCCUGGAAAUGAGGUUGGUGUGGUGCAUCCUUCCCAUGGUACCACGCUAUUCAUGUCGCGUAAAACCAAUGAGUGACGAGCGACGCCUGGACGCGAUGCAGGGCAGUGAAAGAAUCAAAACUCAGCGUUAAAUACAUUAGCGGCAUUUGCAGCCUGCGUAGCAGGCCACGGUUUUUAGUGUAAAGGAAGAAACCUCGCACGGCCUGUAAAAAGAAUAACCGGCGCCUCCUACGCGGCUACGCAGACUGGGGCACUUGUGGGAAUAAGAACAAAUGGAAUUAUCUCUUGAGAUAUUAUCUAUCUCUAAUAAUUGACUAAGGACGAUUAGAUUCAUCUCCGAGCCCUAUUACAAUAUCAUUGUACAAGAGACUUGUACAGCUAAGUGUGGGGUUUUUUUUAAUUUAAGGAGAACCUUGGUAUAUCUGCCGACAGAGCUGCACGGCGUUUCUUUUUGUCUUAAUGCUGUUGUACGUGUAUUACUUCUCCUGCUACAUGAGACAUGAAAUCCGAGCCGUCUACCAUGCUCCUCCUCUCCAGUCCUUUCACUCUCGCUGUCGGGGCGCGUUUCAAACGCUAACCAAAGGGCACUGGGUACAAAGAAAUGUCAGCAUCCAGGCUUUACAGAACCGAAGACAAUUGGACGCUAUCUUACGCAUGCGCAAGGGCUGGCCCGAGCGACUCUUUCACGGAGACCGACGUUGUGGUCCGAGAUUUCCUCUUCCUCGUAAAACAAGAAAUAAAGAUCGACCUUAUGUUUUAGAUGUACAAGCUCAGUGCGAUACAGACAGCGAGAAUUACUGUUGCCAUGGGAACACAGGCUGGUGUGGCCAUGGCGACAAGUUUUGUGGCUGCCCCAGCUGUAUAAAUUAUAAAUCUUUUAUCUCCGCGGAGCUAGCUCAGUGGCUGCCACUUAGCGGUUGCCGUGUUAUAAAUUUCACUCAAUCGUCCGCCUGUGAAUCAAUAUCUCGAGGAGUCAGUAGUGUGACCUUCAUAGGAGACUCUCUAGUGAGACAUCUUUUCUCCGCCAUGGUGAUCAUUUUGACGAAUGAUCCGCUACACGGCGCCUUAAAAUAUAACACCGCACCCAAGAUGCGUGACAUGUGUAAAGGAGAUAGCCAAUUCGUGGACAGUAUAUGUCACGUUCACACUGCAAUGACUUGGCGUGACCUAACGGACCAUCCCAAUUUCUGUGAUGGUUGGGCGAAAUUUCAAAUCUCGUACGUUAAGGCGUAUAAAGUGGAAGUUGCAGAUCUAGCUCUUCUUGCCAUCAAAAAACGUCUCAACAAAGUUGGUUCUGUCGUUCUUAUGGGCAUUGGAAUACACAAUAACUUCAACGCGUCAGCGGUUAUUCAGUCAUACCUUGAGCCCGCAGUUCAGUUGGUUGCAACUUCCAAAAAUGGUUGGCCGCACCUUAUUUGGCUAUCAACCCAUUCGAUGGGUCCUUUGAAACCAAUCAAUUACCAUCGUGACCAGGGAAAUCCUGCCAUUUUGUCCUUCAAUAACAGCCUUACAAAAUACUGCGAGCAACACAACAUAACAGUGUUUGAUAGUUUCAACAUGACGGCUGGAGUUCAUAGUUUUGACGGUACCCACUUUGGAGUUGGGGUGAACACGAUGAAAGUACAAAUUCUUCUUAACUACCUAGAAGAAACCUUUUCAAGGUGA
This is a messenger RNA of Porites lobata, 3169 nucleotides long. The record is from the annotation of a GenBank genome assembly. NCBI's taxonomy places the organism in Eukaryota, Metazoa, Cnidaria, Anthozoa, Scleractinia, Poritidae.